GAAGAACACACCGCGUGCGGGGCGGGGUGAAGAGAACGGUGAAGCGCAGCGGAAUCGUGAAGGAAAAAAAUGCAACGAUGGGCGAAAACGGGGCAAAAGGGAAAUCAGGCACUACUGCAUGUGCUAGCUGCUAUAACGCGAUAGAACCGGAACGACAUGUGGCAGCCGUUGGUCAGCUGUGGCACGCGGAAUGCUUUAGGUGUUCGGUUUGCGAUGCACGACUGUCGAGUUGGUAUUUCGAGAAGGAUGGUCUACUGUUCUGCCGGGAUGAUCAUUGGUCAAAGUUUGGUGACUGCUGCCAGCAGUGUUCGCAGUUUAUCUCCGGACCUGCGAUGUUUGCCGGUGAUCACAAGUUUCAUCCGGAAUGCUUUCGCUGCGAAUUGUGUAAAGUUUUCAUCGGCGAUAGGGAAUCGUACGCGUUGCUGGAACGCUCGAAGCUGUACUGUGGGGUGUGUUACAAACAUCAGCAGAAAACGCUGGAAGUGAAUCACAAUGAAGCAAUAGUGUCACCUUCGAAGGAAAGACAGAAGAAACUACCGCAUUCCAUCCGGCUGGUUGAGAUACCCUGGAGCGGCAAUCGAUCGGAUCGUAUUCGGCUGGCAACGGACGAGAAACUGUUCGGUGCGACCGGGAAGGGUGUUGCGAAUGGAUGCAAGAGCGUUAGGAUAUCAGAGGUAUUCUGUACGGCGUACGGCCAGAUAGGAAAGUACAUAUUCUCUUGUAUUAACACCGCGUUGGAUUCUUGCUGUGGUUUACUUCACUUUAGAGUAACGCUCAAUCCCGAUCUAAUGCCACUCCGGGUCGGCGAUAAGGUGCUGGAAGUGAACGGCACACCCGUCCGUGACGUGCCGCUGGAAAGCUUGCAAAAUCUCAUCGAAGCGUCGACGGGCAAAGCGCUCCAGCUAACGGUGGAACACGAUCCGGACAUUAUCGAGCAGUCGAUGGCCGAUGUUAAGGGUGGCGAAGGAAUACUAUCAGCAUCGUACGGUGGUGUAUCGAAAGGUGCCUCAGACGCUGCCAACAAUAAUGAGGACGAUGAAGGUACGCGAAGCCUAUCGCCCAGCAAGCUGGAACGCAUUUUCAAAAAGAAGGACGAGGGCUACAUGAGUGGAUCGUCGCGAAAGUUGCAGAAACGUUUGAAGGAUGUCAAUUGCAAUACUGCUACCAACAGUUUAAAGGAGAAGGAACGCAGCUCAAGCAUGUCCCGGUUGCUAGACGAACAUCGCACCAUGGCAACCGGUGGCGAAUUUUACGACCUGUCACGCACUAAAUCGUUUCGCGUUGAACCCAAAGCCGCACGCAUCUUUCGUGCCUCCGAUCUGGUGCAAGGGGAACUGUUGGGCAAAGGGUUCUUCGGACAAGUGUUCAAAGUGACGCAUCGCGUUACCCAGGAAGUAAUGGUGCUAAAAGAGCUGUACCGGGUCGACGAGGAAGCGCAAAAGAAUUUUCUCAAAGAGGUCGCCGUGCUGCGGUCCCUGUCGCAUCACAACGUGCUUCGCUUCAUCGGUGUGCUGUACAAGGACAAAAAGCUGCAUCUCGUGACGGAGUUCAUACCCGGCGGUUCGUUGAAGGAGUUGAUACACGAUUCCGGCCAGCCGCUUAGCUGGGAGCAGCGAAUAUCGUUUGCGCGGGACAUUUCGUGCGGCAUGAGUUACCUACACUCGAUGAACAUUAUCCAUCGGGAUCUGAACUCGCUUAACUGUUUGGUGCGUGAGAAUGGGACGGUGAUUGUGGCCGAUUUCGGGCUGGCGCGGAUUAUCAAGCAACCGCUAAUAAGUACCACUGCGUAUGAAAAGUGUACUGCACCACCGCCACCGAGCGGCAAUGGGACGAUUGGACGACGGGGGCGGCCACGUCGACAGCGGUACACGGUGGUGGGCAAUCCGUACUGGAUGGCGCCGGAAAUGAUGCGCGGCAACAAGUACGACGAGAAGGUGGAUAUUUUUUCGUUUGGAAUUAUGCUGUGCGAGAUUAUUGGACGGGUGCAGGCCGAUCCGGACUAUCUGCCCCGGUUGCCCGAUUUUGGGCUGAACGAGCAAGUGUUUCGGGAAAAGUUUUGCGGCCAGUGUCCGGAACCGUUCUACAAGAUUGCCUUCCUGUGCUGUGAUUUAAAUCCGGACAAGCGGCCUCCAUUCCAUGUGCUGCAAGGUUGGCUAGAAACCAUGGCAACCGUAGUAGCCCUCCAGCGACCCAUUCCGGUAAGAAUAAUCGAUGAAAUCGAAAACUUUAAAGAGCUACAGAGUACGGAAUCAAGUUUGUGCACCACUCCGGAUGGGCUGUCCACACCACCACCACCACCCUCAUCAGCCGGUGGCUAUAGCCUUAAGCCAUCGCUUAGCCGAAAGCGCAUUUGCGAGGGACAGGAAGACGAUCAUGCCGAACGGCAGCAUAGAAUGACCGAUGUACAAACGACGACGAUGAGCCUAGACGUGGUGGACGGUGUUUGUAAUGUGCCUGUAGAUAGUAGUAAUGUUCGUGUGUCAUGUGCCGGUGCUGCCGUGGUGCCGCCGGAAGCAGGAACCGAUGCAACGGCUGCCGUAGCAACAGCAGCAGGGCCAGGUUUCAUUGUAGUGGAUUUUAACGAUAUACCAAAGUCACCACACCUGGGGAAAGAUUUCUCCGCCAACGGGGAUCGCAUACGGGACAGUAUACGUGCGAAACGGCGCCAGCGCAUGAUGUUGAGUCGCGAAAAUCAACGAAAGUCACUCGAUUCCAGUUUACUAGCUGCACGGAUCGGAGGUCCAGACCGGCUGACGGAUAUGAGCAACGCGAUGGACGAUGGGAGUGCAUCGGAACCGAUCAGUUUAAUCAUGACAAGUGAAAUGAUUGCAAAAGACGCCAGUGCAGUUGCUGCGGCUGCGAAUGUGACAGAACGACCCUCCACGGAGCAGGUGCUUGCCUCGGUAAAGGACAGUCUGGAGCGUAACAAAGACGCCACCCGGGUUGACAGUCCCUUCCUGGAUGGACAGUUGGUGCAGCAGAAAACGAAGCAUUACGGUGAGAAAGGUUUCAUCAUACACGUCCAAAAUGGGCACCUGACGCUGAACAAUGUGCGCGAUCUGGAGAACUGUUCGGACUUUGAUUCGAGUUGCGAUACCAGUUUGAACUACAUGGAGGCAAACGGCAAUCGGGUUGACGGUGAUGCGUGUGAAUCGAUUCCACCGAAAGCUGCCGAACCUUUAUGUCAGGCGCCGCUAGUUGAUAAGCCUGCGACGGACCGUGAGAAGGAAAUGUUUUCCCCGGGCGAACGCAAAAAGUGUGAAAAAGAAAAUAUUGCGCUCGACGCUGAAUCGAAACCGGUGGAGUCGAAAAAGAAUUUCACUUCGCUCAAAGCUAUCUCGCCGCUGGCCUCGAUUCUGCCGGAAAGUAACAGCCCAUCAGUAGGUGCACCGCUGGAUGUGAGUGUGCUGGCGGCCAAAAAGGAGGAAAAAUCGAUUUCCUCGAGCGCUCAAAAAGCCGUCCAAUAUACGCGGAGGCUGUUCCGUGUUGCCGAACCUUCCGCGACUGCCGGUGUGCCAUCCAGCUCAAAGCAAAGCAAUGACAUUCCUGCAUCGAUGCAGCGAUCCAGUGUAACGGUGGGAUCGAAACCGGGUGGUAAAGUAUCUGUCCACGUGCGCACUACUUCAUCGGAACGUUCGAUCUUUUCUACCAAACAGAAAAUAUCUCCCACAUCGGAUCCGGAACCACAAACCGGGUUCGGUGGGACAAGUGGAACAGCAACCACGCUAGUAAAUGACCUCGCAUCGGUUGAUCGGCCGGGGAAAUCAAAUACUGUUCGAUCAUCUGUCCAAACGAUGGUACACUCGUACAAAUCUAAACCAAACGAACCGGCGGAUGGGGUGCAUAAGGGACAUACGGCGCGGUUAGCAUCCGGGAAACGCACUAGCAGUGUUGUUGGCAAGUCGAGCAGCUCCAGUAGAGCGGAUAGUGCCGUUUGUGUUGAUGAGAUGAUCCGUUCCGCUGAUAAACCUCCGAUCAGUUGUACCGGUGGUGCGGGUGUGCAUUCAGCCAGCUUGCUAAAGUUAACCAAGGGCCGUACGUAUCGACCGGUAGAACGGAUGACGGUGCAUUACAACGAAAUACGGGCCAACUCAGGCGCCAAGGAAAGGUACACAUCGACACUGUCACCAACGGUCGGUAGCAGUGGAAGCAACUCACGCCCUGAGUCUCCUUCGCAACCAGGGCCAAACGGAGCCCGAUCGCUUAUUGGUGGUGUUAGUAAUGGUAGUCGGAGCAAUGGCAUUCUUUCUCCUGCUAGCAUUCGACGCCUCAAUGCCCGGCUGCUGGAGGCACGUAAGGUAAAUAACACUCUGGCGCAGGAUCAUCAUCCGGCGGUGGGUGCGUUGAAGGGCAAAGGAUGUAUUGGUCCAAUGCUUUCCCUGCAAGGUGCAACGAAAGGACCCGGAAUGGCACGUAAAGUCCCAUUAUCUCCGUCUAGUCCCGUGCGAGGAACGGUGGUGCAUGGUAGCUCCGUCGCUGGAUGUGGUAGAGAGCGCAAGGUACUGUCACCGACUGCUCUGGUUAAGGUGCCCAAGUGAGCCUGGGAAUUGGGAUUAAGCUUGCUCACAGUUAAAUAGUACCUUUUUUUUUAAACGUACAUACAUACAGUUACUCUCGUGUAAAAUGGAAUAUCUCGAAAAGAAAAACUCCCGACAGAAGGGAAGGUUAUUGUUUGAUAUAAUCAGUAAUGGUAGCAAAUGGCGAUAUUCUGAGUAUAAGCUUGUCAAGCUCUUCAACAGUGUGCAGAACAAAAGAUUUCAAAACUUUGAAGCUACAGCUACACGGCCAUUUUCCUGAAUGCUCGAUUUUGCUAGUCUCCUUUUCGUUUCGGGUUUCGUUUGAUGCACUGUGCAGGAUCUUAUAUUUUUAUUCCAUUUUUUAUCAUUAGUUCUAUACAGUACAGAGGAUAAACUACUGAAAUCCUUGAAUGUGCUCCAAUCUAUAGUGCGCCGUGUACUUGAUCGCUCAUGUCUUGUUUCUAAAAAAUCACAAAAAGCUGUGAAUGCCAAUUUCAAUUUUUCACCUUUAAUCCCGGAAGAUCGGAUUAAACGCAAACCUUCAGCAGAUUGUGAAAUUUUAAGGUGUCCGUUUUUCACCGAGAGCAACUGUAUAUUGUAAUUUAAGACACCUACAGACACACUAACACUGCUCAGCUAACGAGUUACUCAACGUUACGAUAGGAUUUUAAGCAAGACACACACACAAACAUGCCAAGGCAGCGCUACUGCUCGCCCAAUUGUUCGCUAAGUAAUGCAUUAGUGGCUCAAGCACUAGUAACCAAAUGUUGGGGAAGGACCGCCAUUUUGAAGCCGAUAUCUCGAAGCACACUUUCGUCUUAUUCAUGCACACCUUUCAGUCACACACUUACUACAAACUACUCAGCUAACGCCACUAUUGUCUCUCUAUUUCUCUCGCAAAAUGCAAUAAUAUCUGUACUAUCGUUGUAAGACUUGAGACUAAGUUUUGUAAGGCCUUACAAGUUUAGUUUAAGCAAAAAAAAACGUGCGCGCGGAUACAACUGCAGGUGAACGUUUUGACGAAAGACGACUCAUCCAAUACCUGUGGAGGUAUGUGCAAAUGUUAAGCGUUUGUUAGAUUGUAUUCCAUUUAAAAUGCCAUUUUUGGUUCGUAAACUACGAGAUUCCAGAGCGACCACAAAUUUGCAACGUACGGCUCUAUUUCAGCGGAUUCUAAGAAAGGUUUACUUAAGUUUUACAUUACCUUAGCACAUGCCAAACUUCCAGCAGCUUCUUCUUCAGGGUUUCUCCUUCCUGUGUGCAUCUUUACCUAGAUGAUCUCACAUUAACUGUCCCUUUUUUAAACUUUUUCUUUUAAAAAUUACCUUGUGAAAGGUCCUGCGUUUCAUUGUUUAAUAACUAGAGAAAAAACACACUAACUCAAACUAAUGGACUAAACGGAACUGAUCGAACUCAGCUGAACUGAGCUGGAAUGGACUGAGCUGGACCGUAAUAUUGACUUAACAUGGUUUUUUUUUAACUUAAAAUUUACCCCACAUUUAAAUCCCUUUUACUCGUUCCUCCUUCCGAGGCGAUCCGUCUUGUUUGUUGAACAUCGAUGGUCUGAUUGAUCGGCCGAGAACGUCGAGGUUGAACCUUAUUGGGUCUCCUCGUCAACAUCGAUGUACUUCGUCAGCACUUUCGAUGAUUCGGUCGUCAACAGCUUACUGACCCUACUGCGAUCAGUAGGCGGCAACACUGUUGGAUGUUGCGAUAGCUGGUCGGGUCGCUGUCAUUUGUUUUCUUUUAAGUACCAUUUUUGCACGCUAUCUCUCUCACACACACACACACACACACCCUCUUCACCCUGUAUUAAAUGUAGCAAUGGACACGAUUUAUUAGAGGAAAGGAUACCUCCCCUUCUGCCCCAUAGCAAGAUGAAGUUACUAACCGGACUGUGAUAUUGUGGAUUAUUAAGCCACACGUGUGGCACUAGAGCGCGUGCGCCCAUACAUACUUUCCUUUCAUAUACUUUACACCUAAGGUAGGAUGGCCACCAAACCAUGGCGAAUAUUACGAUACAAAACCAGCAAAAGAAAAGACAUAGAAACCAACAUGGUUACACUUGAGCGACUUGAUGAUGGUGAGAAUUAGAGUGUAGAUGAAAAAUUCCCUAGGUUUUACCUAACUUUUGUUCACAGGAAGAAAAAAAAACAACAACCAGACACACACACAUUUUUAAGUUAGCUUUAGGUAGAUAUUAGAGCAGGGUAGAUAUCUUUGGGUCUUCACCACUCACCGGGUGAAACAAUGAAAGCGAUCCUGAGAUGGAGACUUGGAGCACAGGAACGGGAAGGAAUGUUAUAAAUCUCUUGCAAACUAGAAGACGAAUGUAUAUCUAUAAUGUAGAUAGUAUAAGCGAAUGGAAGAAAACAAAAUGAGCAUAGAUAAAACGGUAAGGUGCAAACCGAUUCCUUGGCCAUGGACAAAACAGAUAGACAGACACAGCAGACUAGCACGAGUCGGUUUGUACUGAAACACAUUGCAAAGGUUAUAUAGGCGGUAGGUUAAGCGGUAUGAAAUGUGUAUUAGCACGACUUUGAAAUCGAACCUUCUUGGCUGAGAGUGCGCAAUAGGAGAGUUGUAUAAGGAAUGUGGUUGACAAAAAAAAAAAAAAAAAUGGCGCAAAAGACGAUCGAUAUAGGUGCAAUAUAUAGCUAGCAGCUACAAAAAGAGUGGGUCGUGUACAGCUCUAUUCGGAACUGUACGAAAGUGGAGAUGAUUUUUUUUUAAAUUGAAUUCUCAUACUUUGGAUGAUUUAAUGCAAGCACCGGAAGCUGUAAAAAUGUAUUAAUUUAUUGUUUAACGUUAUUUUUUCCCUCUCCGGAACUCCGGAAAAUGGGUACCUUUUAUACAGUGAAAGCAAUUGAAAAUUCGCUUUCUCUCGUUUUUAGUCAAUGAGAAGUGGAAAAAAACAAUAGUUCGUCCAAUAUUUACUAGUUACAUCCCGAUAAAUUCCCGGCUGUGUUGUGUUUGGAUUUUUUGAGUUGUGCAUUGUUUGCGCACUCUCUUCGCCACGGGAUAGACCUUUUCCUCCUGAUAUGGUGUGUUUUUUUUGAAUGGCGGUCUAUUGUGUUUCACGAUUAUUUUAUCGCCACCACCAAAGUCCGUUGGCGUAAAAAUGCAUUGUUUUAUAUUGUAUUGUGUGUGUAUUGGAAAAAAUACGCCAUUUUUCUGCCCAAUGCAUCCGGUGGCAUGGGGCCGAAAAAAUGGCUGUUUACAUUUACAUUUAUUGUUCUUCAGCUAUCGAGCUAUCGAGGAAGUCUACAUAACAAACAUUUUUACACGCAUUACUUUUUACACAUUAAUGUUUAAAUGCACAACGAAAUGAACACUGACCAAGUGCUCCGGCAGUAACCGUUGGGCAUAUGCAGCCAAACAGGGGAAGGAACCUAUACACUCUCAAGUUCUCCCCAAUUUGACCGAAAUAACCGGGGAUAGCUACUCCUUCCGGACCAAAUCCCAUCCAGACCGCUUCCCCGUAGCAGGGCUGACUAAUUUACUUAAAUCAAGUCACAGAAAGCCAGAAAAUGGCAGGCCGAGACGUUUUGAGGUGGCAGUGCUAAGGAAAAAGAAGAACCUACUCUUUCCCCAACAAACAUGUCUCUCGGGAUGGUUUCAAGGGACUCUUAACCCGAAACUUAUAUCACGACCAGACGGGAUUUCGAUGUCCCCGAUGUCCCCAAGAAACACCUUCAUUGACGUUGGCACUGCCAUCCCGAAACUCUCCAGCUGAUGAGUGUUGAAUAUGUGAUCAUCUGUUGAUACCUUUAGCUCCUGGUUGCUUUAGAACAUUGAGCAAACGAUAACAGGUGAGCGCGGCGAUGUACUAAUCGCUCCCCAAAAGGGACUCCUCGCUAAAGCAUUAGUUUAGCUCUCGUCCUGGAGGAUUGAUAGUACUGUGCAUUAUUGGAGAUUUUUUCACACGUCAUUUUUUUGGCCAUAAAAGCGCCUAAUAAAACCCAGCGAAGUAGGCUUUCUCUGACCAGGGAUUAUUAAAAAGCUCGGUCGAUUUCGGCAGGCUGACACCUGCUUGUGACUUUUGACUUAGGUAAAAUGGGUAGAGGAAAAAAACUCUUCAUUCAGAAAUGGCGUGGGUUCGAAUCCCACCGCUAUUACCACAUGGAAGGUCCUGGAUGGUAGAAGGUUCCUGCCCUAUGGUUUAUUUCUCUUUCUCUUCUUUGCCUAACGACCUCUUAGGUUAGCCUGUCAUUUCUGGCUGUAACUUGGACAGUCAAUCCUCACCUACUGGGAAACGGACCGCAUGGGAUUUGAACCCCAGCCCUGAAGUAUGAAGACCGGCGUCGUUAUCGUCUCUACCACCGGGCUACUCCUCUUGGUUAUAACAUCUUGGAUUAUUUGGUGGUGGUCUAGCUCUCUCCACAGGGUAUGGGUCUUUGUGUUUCCCAUAUGGGACCUUGAAUUUAUUAAUCGGACUCUGGCCACGAUCUGUACAUUCGGGUACAGUUCGUUGUGCUGACGACGAUCCUGUGAAGCGACGAUCUUGUGACUUCUGACUGUUAUUAAGGAUGCAUUAUUUAUGUGUUAUCGAACCUCAUUUUUACAUCCCAACAUUAAAUGAUAAAUUAGACUGUGUAUUGUGUAAAAGAAAAAAAUGAGUGGCAAAAAGAAAACGGUUCCGAAUACUGUACACGGCCCACCGGGUAGACAGGUACCUAUCAUAUUUAUCAGGGAAAAUGGAAACUGUAGCGCUGGAGGAAAAAAAAACUUAAACCAUGUAAGCGUAUCUGUUCCAUUAAUGUGUAAAACAAACAUCCAGUGUAGCAAAAUGUAACGUAAGCGAAGGCCAAGACAAUUACCCGAUCGAUUACCCGAUGAAUGAGCGGCCCAGAAGGCAGAUCAGACAGGAUGGUUUUCUUUGGUUUUUAUUCGACACUAAUUUAUUAACACACUGAUUAUAGAACAACGAAAACCCCCGCUUCUACUUGCCAUCCUUCGCAAUUCGUUUGCAAGCAGAAUUGCACGAGUUAAAUUACCACAUGCGUGUUACGCUGCAGGCCGAUUUGAAUGUAUGCGUUGAUAACUUCCUUUUUUUGUCCUCUCUAAUCGUAAUAAAGUUAAACUAUGGUACA
This is a messenger RNA of Anopheles stephensi (Asian malaria mosquito), 9610 nucleotides long. It is a transcript of the gene LIMK1, whose product is annotated as LIM domain kinase 1. The record is from RefSeq and is a predicted model, not a curated record. Lineage: Eukaryota; Metazoa; Arthropoda; Insecta; Diptera; Culicidae. Gene Ontology annotation, biological process: actin cytoskeleton organization; protein phosphorylation. Gene Ontology annotation, molecular function: protein binding; protein serine/threonine kinase activity; ATP binding. Gene Ontology annotation, cellular component: cytoplasm; nucleus. The transcript has 9 exons. The coding region runs from base 78 to 4538 and encodes 1486 amino acids.